AUGGGAGUAGGGGCCAUCUCCAUUAUGAUGAAAUUAAACAUUUCCGUACUUUCUACUGCUCUCGUUUUCGUGUUAUAUGGCUCUCAUUCUAUUAUCUGUUCCUAUCCAUUGCAUCGCCACAUGGAGAAUGGUCAGUACAAAUCCCGAUGUAUAUUUGAAAUCGAGGAAUCUAGCCAUUCUUCAUCCUUCUUCCCUGUAUUGGUGCGAGGGGCCCCCUUCUUGAGUGGCGAGGGUCCCUUCCUAGGCGUCGCUGUUGUUGUUGCUUCCGAUGGUGAUGUUGUUGUUAUUGCUGCUGCUGUGCUACCUUGUGGUCUGACUCCCUUAGAAGGCGGUGGCAGGCGUAUUUUUGAUCCGAUAGAGGAUGGCUCUGAUGGGCGUGCAGAAGUUUGUACUGAGGCUGUUGAUGGUGUAGUCGUAUGCUUGAGAGGAGGAGGCGCGACUGAUGAUAACGUCGAUGAUGAUGAGGUAGGCGCAGAUGGCUGGGCCUUUCCAUAUGUCUUCGUAAAAUCUAGUAACUCAUCCAAUUCACCAUCAUCUACAGAUGUUGCAGUGUGA
Messenger RNA from Lobosporangium transversale, 555 nucleotides. RefSeq lists its product as hypothetical. Lineage: Eukaryota; Fungi; Mortierellomycota; Mortierellomycetes; Mortierellales; Mortierellaceae. The record is from RefSeq and is a predicted model, not a curated record. The transcript has 2 exons. Bases 1 to 555 code for a protein of 184 amino acids.